Messenger RNA from Uloborus diversus, 5613 nucleotides. It is a transcript of the gene ZAP3, whose product is annotated as YLP motif-containing protein 1-like. The coding region runs from base 1424 to 5179 and encodes 1251 amino acids. Gene Ontology annotation, cellular component: nucleus. The record is from RefSeq and is a predicted model, not a curated record. The transcript is spliced from 20 exons. Gene Ontology annotation, biological process: regulation of telomere maintenance. NCBI's taxonomy places the organism in Eukaryota, Metazoa, Arthropoda, Arachnida, Araneae, Uloboridae.
UUGCACACAUUAUGGGAAUCCUGGAAAGUCAUGGAAAAAAAAACGAAAAAAAAAUCCAACUUGGAAAAGUAAUGGAAAAUUAAUAUUUCUAGGCAAACUCAUGGAAUUUAUUUCAAAUCAUUAAAACAAUUUGCAUGUCGGUGAACAACUAACAGUAGCUGACAGAGCAUUGGAAAUCUUAGACAAUUUUACAAUCAGAGGGACUUUCAAAAAGUGAGGUAACAAGCUCUGAAGGGUGUGUAGAUUCCCUGUAUGAAUAAAAAUUACAGUGAAGAUAAUGAAGAUGAUCAGAGCUUUCAAAUGGUACUGGUGGAUGGAGCUAGUUAUCCACCAACAGGAUAAAAUGUUAGAAGAUAGCUGUAUUGACGGAUGUUGUGUCAAUUGAACAGAAAGUGCGACAAGGUUUUUGCGUUGGGAGGCAUUGAACCACUUUACAAUUCCGACCUCACAUCAAAGAUUUCCAUCUCAUUAAACCUUAAAGGAAACACUUGAGAGAUCAGCAAUCUAAAAGCAAUGCUGCAAGUCGGCAAGCCAUCUUAAUAUGGUUUUACAUUCUUGAUGAUGAUUUCUUCCGUGCCGUUUUUCUUUAAGGUUCAAAGAGAUGGAAAUUACUUUUUGUGAGGAAUCUAACAGUAUGCACAUUGCUAGUUGAGAAAUUAUAUCCGAUUCUCAAUUAACUUAAGCUUUAAGAUUUUUUCGCAUGGAAGAAUUUAUUUUGAUAAGUUUUGGUUAGUUGCAUUUUGACAUGGAAGCAAAACUUUUUAGAUUUUAUAAAAAUCUAGAAAAUUAUUUGCUGAUUUUAAAGAUCAUGAUCCACAAAUCCUCCCCCCCCCCCCCCCCAUCCACUCCAUUUUUGCUUUCCAAGUUUUGUCUAAAACGCUUCAGUUGAUACCCUACUAUUCACUUUUAAGGUUCAACAGUAGAGUGAGUAUAAAAAUUUAGACAAUGUGUUGGGCUUUUAAAAUUCAAGGUUUUUUAUGGAAUGAAAUCUGCUGAUGCAUAGGUGGUAGUGCAUGCGUUUUCACUUUUGGUUCCUUGUUACUGUCUACUCUACCCCUAUAGAGCUGUAUUUUACAAUAUCUUCCCCUGUUAAAUUUAUUUUCAGCAGCAGAUUUCACUGGUGUUCUCAUUUUGAAGAUGUUUAUGGAACCAGUAACUCAUUGGAAAGUUAGGAAAUACGUUCUUCUAGAAAAGCGAAAAACUUGUUCCAAAAGAUAAUUCUGAGUUAGAGAAGUUAAAUAAGUUGAAAGAGCAAGCAGAGCAAUGGAAAACUCUUCAGCAGCCUGCUGCUGCUGCUGCAACAUGGCCUUAUGCAACCGCUACCACUGCUGCUCCUGUAAAUACAACUGCUGUCUCAACAACUGAUCCUACUUUAACAAAUGUUCAGUCAAGUACCAGUGUAGCCGAAUCUGGCACAACCCAGAUGGAUAAGGAAGAUGAAGAAUUUGAACGUCAGUUUAAAGAUUGGGAAAAGCAGUUUGAUGCCUGGAAAAGAGAAAAUAGCAAUCAUCCAGACAAAGAAGCUUUUGCUCGAUAUGAAAAGCAGUGGCAAGAAUGGCGUACGCAAUUGUUGCAGAAAAAAGAACAAAUGCAGAAAGCAAAAGCAUCAAAAAUGACUGCUCAACCUGCUACAGAUGUUACUGCAGCACCUCCUGCUGUCGCAACUCCUGCUACUAUGACACCUGCCACCGGUGUUGAUUUAAAUAGUCAGACAAAUGUAACUACAGUAGCAGAUCCCACAGCAGCUGCAGCUCCAAAUAUGUUUUACCCACCCAACCAGUUUAUGUACAUGCAGCCAUAUAUGUAUCCUGGAGCUGUUCCUGGUGCCCAAACUGCUAUGCCACCUCCACCCUUUACUGGGCAAAAUAUUCCUCCAUCAAAUUUUGGUGCUCCUUCUCUAGCAAAUCAAUCAUUAUCGGCCGAUCAGAAUGCUUCUAUGACAAUGAAUUUCAAUGACCCCAAUAUGAAUAUGAAAGGUGCUCAAAAUUUUGACCAGAACAGGGAUGGAUACAAUUAUAAUCAAAGAACAAAUGAAAAUAAUCCUGAAGAAUACCAAAAUUUUGAAGGAUAUGAAAAUCCUAAUAUGUUUCCACCAGAAAUGGAGGAUUUCCAGUCAGAAAUGAAAUUUGGCCGUGGUGGGCGAGGUGGACGAGGAGCAAGAGGCAUGAGAGGACGAGGCCGUGCAAGAGGAAGGGGUGGACAAAGCAGAUGGUCUGAUGGCCCUGAAAUGGAGCAGCAGUCAAGUGGUGGUAGAAGUCAAUCUCUUUUACCUACUCCUCCAUUAAAGUUUCCUGCUAGUGCUCAUGAUGGCAGACUCGAUGGGGCUCCACCUCCAUUUGAAGGACAGAUGCCACCUUUUGAUGAUGGACAGUCUCCAUUUGAUGAUGGGCAACCGCCAUUUGGAGGAAGGCAACCCCCAUUUGAUAUGAGACCUCCCUUUGGGAACAGGCAGUCAUUUGAUGAUAGGCAACCACCUUUUAAUGAGAGACAACCACCAUUUGAUGGUGCGCGACCCCCAUUUGAUAAAAGACCACCCGGUUUUGAAGGUAGACAACCUCCUUUUGAAGGCGAACAACCACCUUUUGAUGGUGGACAACCACCUUUUGAAGGGGAGCAGCCACCUUUCGAUGAAGGCCCACCACCAUAUGAAUAUCCACCAGACGAUAUUGGAGACUUUGCUCCUGAUCAAGGACCCCCAAGACCAUUUCCUGGUGAUGAUAAAUCUGCACAAAGACAAAACUUUAAACCAGAGGAUAGAUUCUCAUCACAGAAAGGAUUACAAGCUUAUCCUCCCGAUGAGUUUAGUGAACCAUUUGCUGGUCAUCCUUAUAAUGAAAGGUUCCCCCCUGGUAAAGAUAGAUUUCAGUCUGAAAAUGAAGAGUUUCCUCAAUGUGAUGAGAGAUUUCCUCCAGAGAAUGAUAGGUUCCCGACUAAAGGCUCUAGAUUUGGACCAGAAAAUGAAAGAUUUCCUUGUGAGGAUGAAGGAUUUCCACCUGGUCCCGGGAGAUUUCAAGGUGGCCCUGAUAGAUUUCCUCAUGGUCCUGAUGCUGAAAGGUUUCUUCCUGGACCAGAAGACUUUCCUCAAGGACCAAUGGAUGACCGUUUUGGUGGUCCAGAUUUUGAUCAGUAUCCUCCUGAUGGCAAUAUGUUUGGUCCACCACCUUUCAGAGACGAGUUUCCUCCUUUUGAUGAUAGAUAUGGACCUGGACGUGGGCGCUUCCCAGGGAGAGGUCGAAGAAUGCCCCGAGGAGAGUUUGACAGAUUUGGACCUCCCCCAUUUCAACCUGGCAUGGGCGAAGAGGGAUUUGGACCAGAUUUCCCACCUGCUGACAGAUUUGGCUUUCCUGGAGAUGGACCUCCAAGAAUGCCUCGUGGAAGAGGUAUGCGUCCAAAUUUCGAUCCAGGAUUCCCAGGACGUGGACGAUUUCCAGAAGAUCGUUUCUUUGGAGAUGGUCCUCCUGGAAGAGGAGGAAAGACAAUAGAUUAUACUCAUAGACCUGCUGCUGCUGUAAUGGGUGAAGAUUAUAAUCCUCAUUAUGAUUUUGAGUCGGAUUUUCAAAAUGAUGUAGGGCAAUAUAGAGAUAAUUUUAGUUCGGAUUUAUACACGUCAUCACUUCCUCCUAUAAUCUUUUCUCAAGUCAAUGUUGAAUCUUUUGAUUAUGGACAUGGUAUGAAACCUAUGACUACAGCUACAAUUGAAGCUAAGAAGAUUAUUAAAGAUGAACCAGCUACUCCGAACAAAGUGUUUGAAUAUUCACACCGCAGGGAAAGAAGCCCAGUGCUUUGUGAUCGUCCUUUUGAUGAAGAAAGAAUUGAAGAAAGAUCAUUUCGUGAUAGAGAUCGGGAACCUUUGCGAAACCGAGAUAGGGAAAGAAAUCGUGAUAGGGAAAGGGAUUUUGAAAAGGAGCGAGAUCGGGAGAGGGAUCAUCGAGAUAAUUUCCGAGAAAAUCGUGACAAGGAACGUGAUAGAGAACGGGAAAGGGAAAAAGAUAGAGAUAGGGAAUUUAGGAGAGAAAGAGAUCGGGAACGUGAUCAUCAUAAAGAAGACAAAAUCAACCUUUUCAAGCAUGAGAAAAAUCAAGAGAACGGAAGAAAUUUUCCAAGAGAGAAAGAGUCCAGCCGUAAAAAAGAAAUGGAUGCAAAGACAAUGGAGGCACAUUUUAAGACACAGAGUAAUGUGUUUAAAAAUGAGUCAUCAGAAACUGUUCUUAUUGAUGAUAUACUAGUUGCACCUAAACGUGCAUCUAGACCUAAACAGCUUGUUAUUAUACUUAGGGGUUUACCUGGUUCUGGUAAAACAUAUGUUGCUAAAUUAAUUAAAGAUAAAGAAAUAGAGAAUGGUGGCUCUGCUCCUAGAAUAUUAUCACUUGAUGAUUACUUUAUGGUAGAGUCUGAAGUUUCAGAAACCGAUCCAGAUACUGGCAAACGCAUAAAGAAAAAGGAAUUCAAAUUUGAAUAUGAAGCGGAGAUGGAAGAAGCAUAUCGUGCAAGCUUGUUCAAAUCUUUUAAAAAAACAAUCGAUGACAGAUUUUUCCCAUUCAUCAUUGUAGAUGCUGUUCAUAAUAAAGCAAAGCAAUAUGAACAGUUUUGGAGUUAUGCUAAACAAAGAGGAUUUCAAGUAUACAUUGCAGAAAUGGAUUGCUCGGAUCCAGUCACUUGCCAUAAGAGAAAUAUUCAUAAUCGAAAUUUAGAAGAAAUAACAAAGAUUGUUGAGAGUUGGGAAAAGAAACCUCGUCAUUUUUUGGCCAUUGAUAUUCGAUCCUUGUUGCAAGAUGUAGCCAUUACUGAGGUUGAAAUGGAAGUGGAAUCCAAUGAACCAAAAGAAGAGAAUGAAGAUGAAAAUGAUAAUGAUAAUGAAGAAUCAGAUGCAUUACUGUUUCAUGUUCCUAGUAGGUGGGAAAAACUUGAAGCUACUGAAGAUAAAUUAGAUAAGUUGGAUGGAUUGAGAGCAGGAAAAAAGAAGCAUUCUUCAAUGGAAGAUUAUUUGCAACUUCCUGAUGAUUAUGAACAGAGAAAAUGUGAACCUGGCAAAAAAAGAGUACGUUGGGCUGAUCUUGAAGAAAAGAAAGAGCAAGAUCGACUACGUGCAAUUGGAUUUGUUGUUGGACAAACGGAUUGGACUAAACUCACUGAUCCUACUCAUGCGGAUAGGGCACUGACAAAAACAAAAUAUUUUUAGGCAUUUUUUUCUCUUAUUCAUUGAGAAAACUUCAUUAUUCAUUUAUUAUCAUCAUCAUCAUCUUGUAUAAAAUAUCAGUUUUGACAUUCAACAUUUACUCCUUUUCUCUCUCAUAAAGUUUUAUAUUGUUGUACAAAGGAAGUUAUUACAAACCCUUACUUUUGCAUUUUAAUAAAUUUUUCUUUAGUACUUAUGUGUUUGUUGAUUGAUGUGUUCUGUAAAACUUUCAAAAACUAAAGGCCAUUUUAACAUUAGUGUUUUUUAUUAUGUUAAAGUAGUGCUAUAUAUGUGAGAAGACUCUAUUAUACUACAGCUAAUGUAAAUGGUAUAAUCUUUUUUGUUGUUAUGGGAAUUUGUUUUUUGUUAUAUCUUCCUUAUUUGAGUCAUAUGUAAAUUUCCUUUGUUAUUCAUGUUAUAAAAUAUUUUUGAAUUGA